Molecule: messenger RNA, 3086 nt
Organism: Pteropus alecto (black flying fox)
Lineage: Eukaryota; Metazoa; Chordata; Mammalia; Chiroptera; Pteropodidae
Gene: EMP1
Product: epithelial membrane protein 1
Exons: 5
Coding region: 190-672 (160 amino acids)
Cellular component (GO): plasma membrane
Source: RefSeq, a predicted model, not a curated record
AAGAAACCGCCCAUCACACACCCCAGCACACCAGCGCAGGAAACUUAUAACCUCGGGAGGCAGGUCCCUCCCCUCACUGCAGUCACAAACCUCCAGAAGAGCGGACUGACCAGGCAGCUGCCAGCUCCUGCCACUCAGUCGCUGGGACCCUCAGGACUCUCUGUACUCACAAGUCAUCAAAAAGCCAAGAUGUUGGUAUUACUGGCUGGCAUCUUUGUGGUCCACAUUGCCACUGUCAUUAUGUUAUUUGUUUCCACCAUCGCCAACGUCUGGGUGGUUUCAGAUUCUGGAAAAGCAUCAGUAGGUCUUUGGAAAAACUGUACCGAUGUUAGCUGCGAUGGAACCCUGCCAUAUGCCAAUGAAGAUGCGCUCAAGGCAGUGCAGGCCUUCAUGAUCCUUUCCAUCAUCUUCUCUGUCAUCUCCCUCGUGGUCUUCGUGUUCCAGCUCUUCACCAUGGAGAAGGGAAACCGCUUCUUCCUCUCGGGAGCCACCAUGCUGGUGUGCUGGCUGUGCAUUAUGGUCGGGGUGUCCAUCUACACUCAUCAUUAUGCGGAUGGUUAUGGAACCUCCUACCUUAAAAGUCACCACGGCUAUUCCUUCAUCCUGACCUGGAUCUGCUUCUGCUUUAGUUUCAUCAUUGGCAUUCUAUAUCUGGUCCUGAGAAAGAAAUAAGCCUGAACAAGUUUAUGGGGAUCUGGGGGGUGGGGAGGAGGAAGCCGUUGAAUCUGGGAGGAAAGUGGAAAUUGCUCUGCAGGAAAAAAACAAGAUGGGGAGGGGGGUGGGGGAGGGAGAAGUUAGGGUGGGAGAGGCUGAAACCCAAAUCGUUACUGAGGAGGUCCUCUACUGUCAACACCCUGCCCUUGGGAAAAAGUAGUUGGCUAGAACUUCCCUGUGGGCCAGAGAGCCUCAUACCAGCCACCAGAUCUGGCCUCCAGCUGUUCUCAGUUACACACACUGCCAGGAGCCCCAUCAGCUGCCACACCACUGGCUCUACUUCCAAAGGUGAAUUCUGGGUCUUACACUGCAGUCCUUGGACCUACUGCAGUCCUUGGACCUACUGCUAGUUAAAAGAGCGGUACAAGUUCCGGCAAGAGCAGAUAGUGUCUUUGUACUGAAUAUGCUAAGCCUGGAAGCCAUCCCGCCCUCCUGACCCAAAGCAAAGCAUCACAUUCCAGUCUGAAGGUCCCACAGGAGAGCUUCGGCCAGCGAGCCAUUGUCCCUCUUUAGAACAGAUAUUUAGCUCUAUAGAAUUCAGUGGUAUUUGUGACAAAAUGGGAGGAAGAGAUAUAGUCACAUAGUCAAGUUGAUGGGUUAGCUAAAUCAAGAAAGAGAACUUUUUACAAUGGAAGGCCUGGGGGAUGGUCAGAACCUAGACCAGACCUCACACAGCUAUCCCUCAAGGAGACCUCUUGCUGCGGACUUUGCUAGGCCUCCCGCUUAAAGGCACGGCAGUUCUUCUAGAAUUUCUCUAAAGCCACUAACAACCAAUUCUGUGGUGAAAGCACCACACAAAUUAUGGGAUCAAAGAGCAGUCUUGCGACAGCGCUAUAUUAGGGUUAUGUUUUUUGGAUUCCCUUUUCAUGCAAUCAGUGUUACUUUUAAGUAUAUAACGGGAGAGAUGAACAUAGUUCCUUGUAACACAAUCUUUUACUCUCCCUCUAAAUUAUAAACUUUUGAAAAAGUUUUACCUAAUUAUUCAUACUGGAGAUCAGGGCUCCUAAGUGGCCACCUCUCAGAGGCUCUGCUUGUCCUGCUCCAUAGGCGAGGCAAGGUAAUUCUGGAAGCUUAUUGAAACACACAUAAACCAAAACCAAACAACAGAUCCUUGGGCGAAAGGUGCUAUAUAAUUGUAAAGUAUUAAGCAUAUUAGAGUUCAGUCAUGAUAAGAACACAGUGCCUGUGCUCCCAGGAAAAUGAGAAAAUUUCCAUGAGAUAAAUAAAAAUAUAGGUGAUGGGAAGAUAUUUUCUUUAAAGAACAAAAACCAAAAACUCUAGUGGUACCCAGUCAGAUGGUAAUUGAUCUGUCUGUUGCCAUAAGAGAAUUUCUAUAUAGGACUUAGAAAUAAUAUGUUAUUCCUGGUUAAGCAGGCAUUGCUCUGGCCUGGUGCAGCUAUUUUAAGCCAUCUCAGAUUCUGCCUAAAGGGUUUAUUUUGGGACGACAUUUCCUUUGUCAUCCUGAGAAGAAGAUCUUCCCUAGGGAGAAUCUGAGACAUCUUGCCUACUUUCUACUCCCAGCUCUCCCCUCCUCCUAUUUCUUAUAUACUUUUCCUUUUUGGAGAGUUGUUAUGGCAUGAUUGCUGGUAUUUAUGUAAAAGGACUAUUACUAAGUAUAUUUCUCUGUGUUUAUUCUGGUUACGGGAAUGUUGAGAACAGGCCACCAAAUUCUCUGGGCAGAGGUUAGACAAGUCGGUAAGCAAAAAACUGUGGGAUGGUAAACUUUUUAAUUAUGAUUUAAUUAUCACAUGAUUAUAGAAGGUUGCCUUAUGUGCAGAAGCAUACUUACAUAUCAGAUAUAUCCAAAAGAGAUACUCGCCUUAUGUUAAAAAGUCAAACGAUGACUGGAGUGAACCAUGUAAUCCCUUGUCUUUUACUCUGUUUCUGUGCCACUUAUAUCUCAUGUAAUUUGUAUUACAUUGGUGGGUUGUUCUAGUACUGUAUUUGGCUUCUUCUUUAAUAGAUUGAUAUUUCAUAUACUAUAAUUGUAAAUAUUUUGAUACAAAUGUUUAUAACUCUAGGGAUAUAAAAACAGAUUCUGAUUCCCUUCACCAUGUGAAUGUUUUCUUUUGGAAAAAACAUAGGAAAAUGUGGAUAAUAAUGACAUUUCUUUUUAAGUUGUCAGUCAGUUUGAUUUGGACAACUUGGCAUUUAUUCAAGACAUUCAGCUACUUUCUGGUAAUACAUUAGGCAUUUCUACAGUAACUCAGGCAAUUAAACGUUAUUAAAUAUAGUUUUAUCUUGCUUCGAUUAAACCUCUUAAGCACAAAAUGGAAUGUCAAAAGCUGAUAUGUUGGAGAGAGGUUGUGAUCUUGAAUCAGAAUAGCUUAUGGCAUUAAAAAAUGAGAUACUUGCAAAGUUUCUUUGAAAUA